AUGGCGAAGAAGCUGAACGAAAAGACGGACGAAGCCGCCGCCGCCGCGUUGAACGCGGCGGCGGAAAAAGACCGCGCGGACGCCGCCGAGCGCGCGGCCGCGGACGCCGCCGCCGCCGCGGACGCGAAAGAGAAGGCGCUCGAGGAGCUGCGGGAUAAGAUCCAGGCUGAGCUGGACGAGAAGACGAAAGCCCUGGAGGACGAGGCGGAUCGCUUCGCGGCGAUGGAGAAGGAGAAAGAGGACGUCGAGGCGGCGAAAAAACUCGCGGAGGAGGAAGCCGCGGCGGAGGCGGAGAGAGCCGCGAGGGAGGCCCAAGAGGCCGCGGACGAGGCCGCGCGGAUCAUCGCGGAAGCGGAGAAGACCGCCGCGGAGAUGAAGGCUGCCUUGGAGGAGGAGCUCGACGCCGCGCGCCGCGCCGCGGAGGAAGCAGCCGCGGAGGCGGAGAGAGAAAAAGAAGCUCUGAACCAAACCCUCGGCGCCGCGAACGACAUGGCGGACGCCGCCGCGGAAGAAGCCGCCGCGGACCGCGCCGCCGCGGAGGAGGCGAGAGAGGAGAGAGACGCCGCGAUCGCGCGCGCGGAGGCGUCGGAAGCGGACGCCGCGGAGGCUGACGCCGCGCGGUUGACCGCCGAGGCGAACGCCGCCGAGGCGGAGCGACGCGCCGCCGCCGCCGAGAAGAGAGCGGACGCCGCGGACGCCGCCGCCGCGAGAGCGACGGAAGCGGCGGAGGCCAAGGUGAAGGACGCGCUCGACGCCGCGGAGAAGGCGAAGAAGGAGGCGGAGGAGGCGGCGCGGCAGCUGGAGCGCGCGAAGCGCGAUUUAGACGAUGUCGAGCACCGGCUCAAACGCGAUCUCGAGGACGCGCGGCGCGACCUCGAAGCCGCGGAGAAUCGCGCGCCGAAGAAGAACCACGACGAGUUCUUCGAGAUGGAGCGCCGCAUCUCGAACCUCGAGGCGGAGCGGCAGGUGGCGGAGAUCGAGAAGGAGAAGCUGCGGCAGCUGAGAGAGGCGGCGUCGAACGCGGCGUCGCUCGCCGAGGCGUUGGAGCGUAAACGCCAAAAGAAACGCGCGUACAAGGAAGCCGCGCGACGGAACGGGGACGACCGUGACCGCGCGCAGGCGGCGCUGUCUAACGUCCAGAAGCUGUACGACGGCGAGGUCAACCUGGCGAAACAGAUCGCGGUCGCGACGGAGGAGGCGAACAAACUGCGCGCGCGCGUGCGCGAGCUCGAGGCGGCGUUGAAGCAGGCGAUGCGCGAUUACAAAGCCCUCGCCGCGGAUCUCCAGGGCGAGCGCGAACGCGGCGCGGAGGCGGAGCGCACCGCGGAGCAGACGCAGCUCGAGUGCGAGAACCUCGCGAGCGCGCUGAACGCCGCGCGAGGCGAGCGCAUACACUGGGAGCACGAGGCGGAGAGCGCGAAGAAGAUGGCGGAGGAGUACCUCGCGCGAAUACCGCCCGCGGGGAAGCCGUGGGAGCCCGCGAUUCCGUUGGACCGUAGACUCGCCGGAUGGGGCGGCGGCGGCCAGGUCCCGGUCGCGGUCCGCGAGCAGAUGCCGGAUUUGGGGCCGAUGCCGGUGUUGGACCGUCGGUUGGAAGGGCGCGCGAGGGUCGUGGAGGUUCCGCCGCGGCCGCCGAAUGCGAACGCGAACGCGAACGCGAACGCCGACGCGGCGGAGACGACGACGACGACUGCGGACGAAGACGCGGAGGGAGGCGGCGGGGACGCCCCCGGCCCGCGCGCCGCUGGAGGUCGACGGACGCUCGUCGAAAUCAACCCGCCGUCGGAUUUCGUUCGUCCGGCGGGGAUGUCCACGGAUGAAGAGGAGCGAUUGCGCGCGUUGCACGAGCGGGACCGAGACUACAGCAAGCGGCACCUGGACAACCGGUACGGGAGGCAGAUGUGGGACGAGUACCGGUGA
Molecule: messenger RNA, 1920 nt
Organism: Micromonas pusilla CCMP1545
Lineage: Eukaryota; Viridiplantae; Chlorophyta; Mamiellophyceae; Mamiellales; Mamiellaceae
Exons: 2
Coding region: 1-1920 (639 amino acids)
Source: RefSeq, a predicted model, not a curated record